Pichia kudriavzevii is the source of this 1812-nucleotide messenger RNA. RefSeq lists its product as uncharacterized. Gene Ontology annotation, biological process: transmembrane transport. The record is from RefSeq and is a predicted model, not a curated record. Lineage: Eukaryota; Fungi; Ascomycota; Pichiomycetes; Pichiales; Pichiaceae. The transcript has a single exon. Gene Ontology annotation, cellular component: membrane. The coding region runs from base 1 to 1812 and encodes 603 amino acids.
AUGUCAGUGCAUUCAGACCUACCUCUCGGCCAGGUCAUAUAUACAGCCGUUAAGCCGAUUUUCAAGAUCUAUCUUAUUAUGGCUGUCGGGUUCUACCUUGCAAGGAAGAACAUUUUAACCGUCGAUACGUCCAGAAACAUCUCUUCGAUAGCCCUCAAUGUGUUGAUUCCGAGCAUUUCUUUUCAGAAAAUCGUCACUAACAUCAACAACACAAUGAUCAAGGAAAUAGCAACAAUUGUCAUUGUAGGUUUCUUUAUGAUGUUCUCACAGGCCUUGAUUAUCUUUGGUGUUGGUGUAGCAGCUGGAUGUCCUCGGAAUUGGUGGGGCGGGUUGAUUCUCUGUGGACUACUUCCCAAUAUAUCUGAUUUGCCAAUUGCCUACUUGCAAACAAUGGAAACGGCUGGAAUUUUCGCAAAUGUCGAUCUAGGGGUCUCGUUUGUCAUGAUUUAUUUGUGCUUACAGAUGAUUAUACAGUUUCCGGCGGGUUCUUACAGAUUGGUGGAAUGGGAUUUCAAGACUGAGAGGCUAAUGCAACAGAAGUCGGAUAAGGAGAAGGGUGCCGAUGGUGCCAAUGAUAUUGGCGAUCUUGAACAGUGUGUAAACAUUGAUGGUGAUAGCGUUAACUACAACAUUGGCAAUAAUGAGAAUAACCAAAAUAAUGAUAAUGAUAAUGAUGAUAAUAAUGAUAAUCAUAACGUUAAUGACGCUGAUCAGGGUCACAAUACAUCUUCACAUAGUUCGUUAUCUAAGGAACUUCACCAAAUACCCGGCUCAAAUAACAUCCCAAAUGUAAUUGUGGGAGCUACCGAUAGCAGCACGAUGUUGUCGAGCAUAGAUUCAGAAUCUUUAAAUUCCAACGCUUCACGUUUAACUCCCAGAUCUUCCAACUUCCAUGAGUUGGCACAUCAGGCUUCCAUUGUUAGAAAAACUACCCAGAAUUCCGGAAAUGAUCUACGAAGGAACAUAAGUCAUAUCUCAAAUAUAUCCAUGCUUCAAAAUGAUAAAAUUGAUCAACCCCCAGAAGAUUUAAACGAUAUAGUGAGAGUAUAUUCGAAAUACAACAACUCUGCGGUAGCUCCUGAUGUUCCUACACCACAAACUAGCAAGACAAUUCAAUCAGAACUGAAAAAGAGCAUAAAUCUGAAGAAAAUUGGUAAAAACGAACAAAAAUUUCAGCAUAAGUUUAUUUCCUCUAUAAAGAAAAUCGACUGGAAAUCAACUAUAAAGGAGACUCUUCACAUUAUCUUAGACUCUUUGAAAAUGCCAGCAUCUUUUGUUUUGAUUAUAUCUAUCGUUAUAUGUAUGAUUCCAUGGGUGCAAGCAUUAUUUGUGAACUCGCCCCAAGUCAAACUACCACCAGCUCCUGAUAAACAACCACCUCUUUCCUUUAUUAUGGAUUUUGCUGGUUACAUAGCAAAUGCUCAAGUGCCAUUUGGUUUAUUAUUACUAGGGGGUACCAUUGGUAGAUUGAAAAUUGAGACAUUCCCAAAAAAAUAUUGGAAAGUUCCCGUAUCCAUCAUGUUCAUGAGGCUAUUUAUAUUCCCGGUUAUUGGUUGUGCCUUCAACUCAAAAAUUCAUAAGGACGGGUUAUUCUAUGGCCAAGAUAUUCUCUAUUUCUUGUCGAACAUCAACUUUUGUUUGCCUCCAGCAACUUCAUUAUUAUACCUAACUGCAUUUUAUACACCUAUUGAUGGCAAAUAUCACGUGCAGAUGGAUCUUCUAUCUCUGGUGUAUAUUUCUCACUACAUUUUCUUGGUAGUUUGUUUACCAUUCACAGCGACAUAUACAAUGAAAGUUUCUCUUGGUUACUAG